Molecule: messenger RNA, 639 nt
Organism: Caenorhabditis sp. 36 PRJEB53466
Lineage: Eukaryota; Metazoa; Nematoda; Chromadorea; Rhabditida; Rhabditidae
Source: the annotation of a GenBank genome assembly
AUGCGGUCCAACAUCGAGAUCCGAACGCUUUCCAACGGGCAGCCGUACCUGUACCUGCCUCAACUUGCCCAAUAUCUGCCAUUUCCACCACCAGUGGUCCACACCCCAUUCGACCCGAUUCACACCUCCACAAUCUUUCCGCUGCCACCGCCACCCCUUGGGAUCUCCUCGGCCAUCACUUCAUUCGACAUCUUCAAUGCUCCGAUCUCAAUGAUCCCCUCUCCGUUCACUCCGCUUCUGCCAAUCCAACUCCCUCUUCCGCUCCCUUUCCCAUUUGUGGCGGUCCCUCCUCCGCCACCACUCAUGUCACUUCGAAUUUCCACUCCGCCGACGUUCCGACCACAUCCGUACCACACUGAUUUAGCGGUAAGUUGAAAGAACGUUUGUCAAAUUCAAGUAUCAUCGUCAAAGUUUCUAGACGAAUACUACAAGGACACGCGGCAGACACGACGAAGAAGCUAAGAUUCAGCGUCGAUUAGCAGAUAUAAGAAGAGAAGUGAUUGCAACCAGGUUAGUAAAAAUGGGACCAAACUUUAAAAAACAUCAUUCCAUUCCAGACUCAAUCAGCAACUCCGUCGUCCCAAUCAAUCGAACGGAAACAGUGAAUCCGAGCGAGAGGACCCUGUGAUAAACAAGUGA